Lodderomyces pseudojiufengensis is the source of this 1728-nucleotide messenger RNA. Its product is annotated as cleavage polyadenylation factor subunit. Gene Ontology annotation, molecular function: protein binding. The record is from RefSeq and is a predicted model, not a curated record. Gene Ontology annotation, cellular component: mRNA cleavage and polyadenylation specificity factor complex. Bases 1 to 1728 code for a protein of 575 amino acids. NCBI's taxonomy places the organism in Eukaryota, Fungi, Ascomycota, Pichiomycetes, Serinales, Debaryomycetaceae. The transcript has a single exon.
AUGUCUUAUCAAAACAAUCAGCGACAGAAUGGUGGUAGGGUUCAAAAACCAUCUUAUACACCAAGAUUCAAUCAUCAACAACAAAAUCAAAAUGAUGACUACUCCAACAAUCAACAAAAUAAUAAUAAUGGUAACAAUAGGUAUCAAACAUAUCAUAACAACAUAGAUCAACAAUUAGCAAGUCAAGAAAAAAAACAAGCAUAUAGAAGAGUAACAGAUUAUGGAAAUAAUAUGACAAGAUGGUAUAUUGAAAAAUCAUUAGGAAUAAACACUGGUUCUCAACAACAAAUUGGUAAAAUUAGACCAGAAAGUUCAUAUUUAAUUGAUUUAUUACCAUCAUUAGCAUAUUCAUCAAGUUUUAAUAAAAAUAGAAAAAAUAAUAAAAAUAAUUUAGGUAUAUUAGAUUUAGAAACAAAAUUUGUUCAUUUAUCAUCAAAUAAAGUAAAACAUUCAAUAAAUACUGUUAAAUGGACUCCUGAAGGUCGAAGAUUAUUAGUUGCUUCACAUUCCGGUGAAUUUACUUUAUGGAAUGGUAUGACUUUUAAUUUUGAAACUAUUAUGCAAGCUCAUGAAAAUCCUAUAUUAAGUUUAAAAUAUUCAAAUAAUGAUGAUUGGUUAUUAAGUGGUGAUCAAAAUGGUAUUAUAAAAUAUUGGCAACCUAAUUUUAAUAAUGUAAAUAAUAUAAAUGCUCAUUCUAAUGGUAUAAGAGAUAUUGCUUUUUCACCAAAUGAUUCUAAAUUUUUAACAUGUGGUGAUGAUUCCAUGAUAAAAAUAUGGAAUUUUAAUAAUGGGAAAGAAGAAAGAACUCUAACUGGUCAUAAUUGGGAAGUUAAAAGUGCUGAUUGGCAUAAAGAAUUAGGAUUAAUUGUAAGUGGUUCAAAAGAUAAUUUAAUAAAAUUAUGGGAUCCAAGAGUUUCACAAUGUAUUACAACAUUGCAUGGUUUUAAACAUACUGUAAAUACAACAAGAUUUCAACCUGCUGGUACAAAAAGAUUAUUAGCUUCAGUAUCAAGAGAUAGAUCAUGUAGAAUAUUUGAUUUAAAUACAAUGAAAGAUAUGUUAAUUAUAAGAGAAUCAGAAACUGAUUUAUCAUGUUGUUCAUGGCAUCCCAUACAUGCAUCAAUGUUAACUACAGCGGCAUUCAAUGGUUCAAUAAAUCAUUAUUUAUUAAAUUCUUAUAUCCCCAAUUCAAAUGAAAUUAUACCAAAAAAAAAUAUAAAUUCAAAUAUAACUCAAAUUUCUUCAAUUGAUACAGUUCAUAAAAUCCCCUAUGCACAUGAAAAAGCAGUUCAUUCAUUAGAAUAUCAUCCAUUAGGUCAUUUAAUGUGUUCAGCAGGAUCAGAUAAAACCGCAAGAUUUUGGUCAAGAGGUAGACCAAAUGAUUCAAUGGCUUGGAAAGAUGCUGUUUAUACUGAUGAAAAAAUUGGUGCUUGGUAUUAUACUGUAAAUAAUAAUGUAAAUGCAGUAAUGGAAGAUCCAACAAAAAUAGCAGCAGACAACGCUGCAGCACAAAAUCAACAACCAUUAAUGAAUAAUAUUGGAAAUAUUGAAUUAAAUUCAAAUCCUAAUAUAAGUAUUAUUAAUAAUGGUGGAAAUAUGAAUAUACCAGGUAUAAAUAUUCCAGGAUUAAGUAAUAAUAAUUUUAAUCAACUGAAUACACCGCUACCUUCACAACAACAACAAUUUCAACAACAACAACAGCAAUCUAUACCUGGAUUAGGUUUAUAG